AUGGCGAACAUGUUCGACGAGAACUUCUCCUUCGAGUCCCCGCGGUCACCGUCGACAACAUCAAGCUCAGCGACACGAGAGUCGUCUCGUUCCGUCUCGCCUUGCUCCGCUGCAUCGCCGUUCCCUCCACCCAGGCUAUCGGUCACCGAUCUCGCCGUGCAGUUUGCUGGACAGCGAUUACGGAAGGAAGCAACAAUUUGCUACGAACCCUGCGACGCUUACGCGAACACCGACGGAGAUGAAGAUGGCUGGGCCAUCCCCUCACUCGAAGACAGCGAUGGGAGCCGUCUGCUCUCACGAUCGAGGACGUAUCCACGACGAGCACAAUCACCUUCGCGACGAAUGCAACGACAAGUCAACACGCGCCUGCUCUGCUCAACUUCCCACCAUCGAGACAUCGCCGCGCUGGUAUCAAGGAUGGUUGAGUCGAGCGAUCAGUGCUCGAUAGCACCUCCCGGCUCAUUGACACCGACACAUGAGGAUGAAGGCUACAGCAGCGACAAUGACGAGCAGAUGUCCGGGUUGUCUGCUUCGCGACGGCCGAGCUUGGCUAUGUCGAAGAGUCGAUCGGAUCUGAGAAGGGGAAGUCGGGCGAGUGUGAGUAAGGAUGUGAGGUUUCGAAAGAACGAGAAGUGCAGGCGGAUACGCAGUUCGGAGGGCAAGCAGUGA
This is a messenger RNA of Saxophila tyrrhenica, 669 nucleotides long. RefSeq lists its product as uncharacterized. NCBI's taxonomy places the organism in Eukaryota, Fungi, Ascomycota, Dothideomycetes, Mycosphaerellales, Extremaceae. The transcript has a single exon. The record is from RefSeq and is a predicted model, not a curated record. The coding region runs from base 1 to 669 and encodes 222 amino acids.